Molecule: messenger RNA, 987 nt
Organism: Photinus pyralis (common eastern firefly)
Lineage: Eukaryota; Metazoa; Arthropoda; Insecta; Coleoptera; Lampyridae
Exons: 1
Coding region: 1-987 (328 amino acids)
Source: RefSeq, a predicted model, not a curated record
AUGAGUAAAGAAAUUCCAUAUAUAAAUCCUUCAUUGGUGCCUUAUGAAGAGGUUUACAAUUCAAAAUACUAUUUAGAUUUAAUUGUUACAGGAAAAGAAGUAACAAAGAGAUGGGGCAAUCUUCGGGAUGCAUUCACGAAGUCGAAGAGAAAGCUAAAAGAGUCUAAGAAGAGUGGAGCUGGUGCCGCCAAAAUUAAAAAAUACGUCUACGCUGACCAAAUGCAAUUUUUAAAUAAAUUGAUCCAGUCGAGGGAAGUUGUAGAAAGUUUGGAAGAUAGAACAGACGACAAUGAAAACAAAGAUGUUUAUAAUCCACUCGAAGCCCCACUACCCCGCAAAGAGACGAUCUGUGAGAACCCCAAUCCUAAACCGCAAGAAUAUAAAAGACGUCGCCGGCCUGACGAGGUUGAGCUAAAAAUGAUGAAAGCGUUAGAAGAACCAGCACCUAGUCCUCAUAUUUCGUUUAUUCAAGGACUUUUGCCUCAUUUGAACAAGUUCGGUGACAGUGAAAUUCUUGAAUUCCAAAUGGGUGUUUUGGAAGUAAUUUCUAAAAUAAACAACAAACGCCAAAACACUGCUCAACCUCGACCCCAAGUAUUUCCACCGCAAACACCUUCCUACUAUCCCAAUAACAACUAUUCUUUCCCGGAGUAUCAACAGUUUCCCCCAUCACAAUCUUAUUCCAAUCAAUUCAGCGCAAUUAACAGCUUUCAACCACAACAGCCCCAAACGCAUCAGUACCCAAAUCCCCAAACCUACCAAUUCAAAAAUCCACAAAAUGCCAAUAAUAUCGAUUCAAACCACCAGCAGGCAUGCUCUUCGAAAGCACACACACUUGAACGUCAACAAGAACAAACCACUGCACAAUACUAUCAAGAUUUUGGCCACAUUUCAGCCGCCACGUCUCCAGAGACAGAGACCUGCCCAUCGGCGAGCCCCUCCCCAGGUGGAUCUGUGUAUUCAGAUACUACCUAUGACUUUACUUAA